Strongyloides ratti is the source of this 393-nucleotide messenger RNA. RefSeq names its product Cytochrome b5. The coding region runs from base 1 to 393 and encodes 130 amino acids. Gene Ontology annotation, molecular function: heme binding. The record is from RefSeq and is a predicted model, not a curated record. Lineage: Eukaryota; Metazoa; Nematoda; Chromadorea; Rhabditida; Strongyloididae. The transcript is spliced from 2 exons. Gene Ontology annotation, cellular component: membrane; intracellular membrane-bounded organelle.
AUGGCUGGAGAUAAAAUUUAUAAAAGAGAAGAAGUUAAAGAACAUACAACAGCUUCAUCAUGUUGGAUAAUUAUUAAUAAUCAAGUUUUAGAUGUAACUAAAUUUUUAGAUGAGCAUCCUGGUGGUUGUGAGGUUCUUUUAGAACAUGCUGGUAAUGAUGCUACAGAGGCUUUUGAGGAUGUUGGACAUUCAACUGAUGCACGACAAAUGUUACCUGAAUAUAUUCUUGGUGAUGUUGUUGAGGAAGAAAAAUGGGCCUAUACUACAUCUAAAAAAAGUACUGAUAAAGAUGGUAAUACAGAAAUAGUUACACAAGGACCAAUUGAGACACUGAUUUAUCCUGCUAUGCUUGUAAUUAUUGCUGCAUUUGUCUAUUACUUAUUAUUUAAUUAA